AUGGAGCUACCAAUCCCCAACAAGUUGAGGAAGCUGUGGGAUAUAUGGGAUCUUCGUGUAUGCAUCCAAAUAAGCCUCUUUCUACAGGUAUUUCUACUUCUCUUUGCUCCCUUCAGGCAGACAAGCAGACGCACAUUCGUUAUCACUUCAAUCUGGUCGGCUUAUCUGAUGGCCGAUUGGGUCGCUGCUGUUGCUAUCGGACUAAUCACCAAAUCCCAGACCGACCACUCCGUUGAUCCUCAUUCUGAAAACCAAGACAUUUUCGCGUUUUGGGCGUCUUUUCUUUUGAUACAUCUCGGUGGCCCUGAUAGCAUUACCUCUUUUUCGAUCGAGGAUAAUGAAUUAUGGCUCAGGCACUUGUUUAGUCUCAUUUUACAAGUUUUGGCUGUUGCUUAUAGCUUCUUUCUUACACUUCCCGAAAACAAACUACAAUUGCCAACUGCCCUCGUGUUCUUUCUGGGAAUUAUCAAGUUCUCUGAGAGAACAGCUGCUCUGUUUUUCGCGAGUUUGGACCGUUUUGGUUGGACUGUGUUGCCGGAACCAAACCCUGGUCCUGACUACAGAGAUGCUGUUGCAACUUACGCUUCAAUGGGGCUGAUGGAUCAAGUAGCAGCCGUAGAGCCGAUGGCUGCAAAAUUUGGGAAUACAGUAGUGAAAUCUAAAUUUUUAAUUGAUGAUGAAAAAGUAUUCUCAGACACUUGCGAUGAGAUCAAAUUCCUACAGGUAGCCUACUCAUUCUUCGAAACCUUCAAGGGACUUAUUGUGGGGUUCCUUCUCAGCUCCAAAGAUCGAGAAUCAAGCCGGAACACUUUCCUCAAUUUAAAACCUGCCCAAGCUUUUAAAUUAGUAGAGUACGAGCUGAACUUCAUGUACGAGCUUCUCCAUACCAAAGUUGUCAUGAUGCAUUGCAAGCUUGGGUGUGUCCUGAAGAUUACAAGUUUCUGUGUCCUAAUUGGUGCUUUGACUUCGUUUUCUUUUUGUUUGUUAAAUGAUCCCGAGUUUAGUAACAUUAAUAUCUAUUUUACUUACUCGUUGCUCGUAGUAGCAAUUUUCCUAGACAUUGUUUCUAGCUACAAUCUCAUUUUCUCUAAAUGGACACUCAUUUUCCUCAAAGAUGGGUGGAUAGAUCAUAUUCCCAAAAGAAUUUUGAAAUAUUUGAGUAAAGAAAGGUGGUCCUGGUCCAUUUCACAGUAUAAUAUUGUAAGAUAUUGUCUAGAUGAACGUCCCAAAUGGCUAUACAAAGCAUUUAGAUAUCUCCACCUUAAGGGAGUUCUUGAGACAAUGAAAAUCUUGAGGUAUUCUUCUUCGGAGACAGUCACAAAGGACUUCGAGACGUUUAUUUAUGAUGAGCUGAAAAUAAAAUCUAAGACAGCUAGCAGUUUAAGCGACGCCAUUGAAGUGUGUUCGCAAAGAGGCGAGUGGGCUUUAUUACGUUCUUCUUCUAGCUAUGUCAAACUAAAAUGGAGUAUCGGAGAGUUUCAAUAUGCAGAAAGUCUUCUCCUCUGGCACUUAGCAACUGAACUCUGUUACAGCACCAUUAAGGAAGGAGAUAGGAAUGAAAGACAAGUUUGCAAGCUUCUUUCGGAUUACAUGUUCUAUCUUCUGGUUGCGAAGCCUGCGAUGCUGGCACCAGUUCUUGGAAAUUGGCAAGUGGUUUUCCAAGACACAUGUGCAGAGGCUAUGAGAUUUUUCAAUGAAUUCUCAAUAUCAGAUCAGAGCCAAGCAUGUCAAGUGCUUAUUUCUGUAGAAACCAAGUUCAGAGCUACAACAGUGAAGGGAAAUCGAAGCAAAUCGGUACUGUUUGAUGCAUGUGUUCUGGCACAUCAGCUCCAAAAUCUGAAGGAAGAAAGGUGGAAUGUGAUGAAGCUGGUGUGGGCUGAGCUGUUUUGCUAUGCCGCCAUUAAUUGUAGGCCGAUUGUUCAUGCUCAGCAACCAAGCAGGGGUGGUGAGUUUCUGACAUUCACUUGGUUGCUGAUGAAUCAUUUCGGAUUGGGAACUCAGUUCUAUGAGCAAGAACAGCAAGCUGGGAAAAAGUCCAUGCUUUUCAUGUAA
This is a messenger RNA of Ziziphus jujuba (common jujube), 2052 nucleotides long. RefSeq lists its product as uncharacterized. The transcript has a single exon. The record is from RefSeq and is a predicted model, not a curated record. Bases 1 to 2052 code for a protein of 683 amino acids. NCBI's taxonomy places the organism in Eukaryota, Viridiplantae, Streptophyta, Magnoliopsida, Rosales, Rhamnaceae.